AUGUUUGUUGUGAGCGGUAUAUUACUGCUGUUAGCAGGCAUAUGUUCGGCGGAAAACUUUGUGUUAAACUUUUGUUCGGAGACAGGGACAAUAUCUACCAACUGCUCUAGACUUGAAAGGCGAUUGAACACAGUUGAAGAAGAAAUAGAACGUAUGAAGCCUGUUCCAACUGAUUGUGAAGAGAUAUACAAUACUGGUACGCAGUUGGACGGUGUUUACAACAUUUCUCCUGAUGGCAGGUGCCCAUUUCUGGUCUUUUGUGAUAUGACACACGGGGGAUGGACUGUCAUACAGAAGCGUUUUGAUGGCAGCGUGAACUUCUAUCAACCAUGGUCAGCGUUUGUGGAGGGUUUUGGGGAUCCAACCGGGGAACACUGGCUUGGGCUACAAAAGAUCCAUCGCCUCACGGAACAUGGCGUCCAGAUAUACUUCAACAUGACAAGGACCGUGGAUCAAGUAAUCGAUUACGCGCACUACAAAUAUUUUGCUGUCGACGGUGGAAAUACGCAGUACACAAUGUAUGCGGACAAGUUCGGCUACAAUGGUACUGUCAUAGAUACUGGUCUAACCUAUCACAGCGGCAGGAAAUUAUCGACGUACGACAGGGACAAUGACGAUAUUGACGAUAACUGUGCGAAGAUAUACGGAGGUGGCGCUUGGUGGUACGGAGCUUGUUAUGACCUUGGUAACUUGAACGGCUUGUACGGAGUGUCAGGCCCUGGGGGAAUGGACUACCACCUCGACAAGGGCCAUGUCUCCCUCUCCAGCGUCACUAUGAUGAUCAAACAAAUAGACAGAACAUGCUAAAACGUUUUAAAAUGUUUAAGCCAAAUAACAAUUGGUCACUGAAUUGACAACUGACCAUUCACUCAAUAACAAUUAGUCUGUUAUCAGCAGUUAUUCAUAAUGAAAUAUAAACCACAUUUGAGCUAACUAACUGCGUUUAACGUUAAUCUUGUUAUAAAUUGUUUAUGAGUUUGGUUUUAACAUGAAGGCAAAUGAAAUUUUUA
Molecule: messenger RNA, 1010 nt
Organism: Mya arenaria
Lineage: Eukaryota; Metazoa; Mollusca; Bivalvia; Myida; Myidae
Product: microfibril-associated glycoprotein 4-like
Exons: 3
Coding region: 1-807 (268 amino acids)
Source: RefSeq, a predicted model, not a curated record